AAUAGGUACUCAGUCUUGAGAGAUCUCUGUAAGAGGACAUAAUAAGAAUAGAAAAAGGAAGAAGAUUCAGACGAUGGAGCAGGUUGUAUCUGCAGUUGCAGGUGACCUUGUUAACCGAUUCAUGUCCUUCUUAAUCAGCAAGUACAAAACUGAAGAGCAGUUAGAGAAGAAGAUGAAAAGGCUGCAAGAUCUACUGAUUAGAGCCCAUAUGAUCGUCGAGGAGGCUGAGGAUCGAUAUAUCACCAACUCAAAGAUGCUACUUCAGCUGAAGAAGCUUGUGGAGGUCAUGUACCAAGGCUACCAUGUUCUCGACACCAUCAAGUUUAGGACUCUUUUCGGCUCAAGGGCUGAUGAAAAUGAGCUGGUCAUCAAUAUCUUGCAGCAAGAAAAUAUUCCUCCCUUCGCUCCAGCUGUUCUCCCAAUCAUAGGGGGUAGUAGAGUGGGCAAGAAAACCCUAGUUGCACACGUUUGCAAAAACGAGAAAGUCAGGUCAAAAUUCUCAACAAUCUUGCACAUGCAUGGUGAAAACAUCCGGAGAAUAGCGCAUGAAGUAGGACCAGGGAGGUACUUGAUAGUGGUUGAGUUUACCUCAGAUGUGGAUGAAGAGGAUUGGUUGAAGUUCUAUUCAUCAGUAAAGAAGAUGGGAAGAGGAAGCAAGAUCAUAAUCAUAAGUAGGAUUGCAAAAUUAUCAAGGUUUGGGACGGUAAAGCCAGUUCGUCUUAAUGGAUUUUCCCAAGAGGAGUAUAGCUACCUCUUUAAGGUUCUUGCAUUUGGAGGUACAAACCCUGAAGAACACCCUCAAUUGGCAGUAAUAGCUGAAGAUCUAGCGGUAGCUUUGGGAGGGUCCCUCAUCACAGCGAACGUAUGUGCUGAUAUGAUGAGGAAAAAUCUGGAUGUUCACUUCUGGAUCAGCCUAUUAAAAAAGUACAGGAAUGUAGUGAUGAAGAAUUUCUCAGUGUUUGGUGAGCAUCCCAAGAACCUUAUGGACCAAGAUCAUCCUAUAGACAUAACCAGACUUGCAUCAUCAUCGAGGUCGUCAUUGCCAUCAUCUGCUACGCUUCGCCUAAUGCCUCCUCAUAGUGAAGUCGACAAUUCCAAAACUGAAUUGCCCAAGGUGAUGUUUGGAGAUCUGAUUGCUGGCUCAGCUGUUCUGCCGAGGGAGGGGUUUGAACUAGUCGCGUGGGAAUCGCGGAUACCCCCUUAUGAAAGGUUUGUAAACUUUGCUGCAUACUGUGAUGAGGAGCCGAUCUCUCAGCAUCAUACAGCAUCAGCUGGCAAGAAGCGCAAACGGUUCGAUAAGUAAACUAAUAGCAACAAUAUAUGUAAGGUUUUUUGGUGUUCUUGCCCCAACUUUGCCCUGGCAGUGUAAUCGAUCAAUGUAGCUUUGUACUUUGUACAACUCGUGACAGAAGUUAAGAAAACGACUUCUUUGUGUAUCAAUAUUCAAAGGAAGUAGCAUUCCAUGACCACAUUUGUCCCUUUUCCAAUAAAGAUGAUGAGCUUUAAUCUGA
Messenger RNA from Panicum hallii, 1511 nucleotides. RefSeq lists its product as uncharacterized. The coding region runs from base 74 to 1303 and encodes 409 amino acids. The record is from RefSeq and is a predicted model, not a curated record. The transcript has 2 exons. Lineage: Eukaryota; Viridiplantae; Streptophyta; Magnoliopsida; Poales; Poaceae.